AUGGCUCUGUGGUCGUCGUCAUCAUCAACAUCGUCACCAAAGGGGAUAGUGAUAACAGUGCCAGCGCUGGUUCUGGCGGCCUCAGUGGCCGCAAUCUUCUUCUUCUUCCUCUUGUCCUCUUUGUCGUCGUCGUGCUCUUGUGGUGGCCGCGACGCCGGCGGUGCUCCUGCUAUUGCUACCGGCGGCGAUGUAAGUGUAACACGUGCCGGCGAUGGUGGUGGUACACGUGUCAGCGUGUCAGAGGGCGGAGGAGAGUCAAUAUGGUCGUCGAAAGAGGAUGUGGAGUGGGUGAAGGAUCAGAUCCGAGUGAAUGGGUUGCAUAUGCAGGAUAACGUGUUGCGUAAAGGAAUUAACCCUCGUACCAGAGCUGAGCAGCUCCAAGAUCUCUUGCAAUUCAAGGGUAUAUCUCACUAUGAAGGACCUGAAUCGGAAAACCACACCGCCCUCCCAUGCCCUGGUGAGCUCCUUACUGAAGAGCACCACAGUAACUAUGGUGAGCCUUGGGCAGGUGGGCGAGAUGUUUUUGAGUUCCUCGCUCAGUCCACCCAUCUGAAGCCUGACUCACAUGUCCUUGAGAUUGGCUGUGGUACCCUCCGAGUCGGUUUGCAUUUCAUUCGCUAUCUUAAUGCUGGACACUUCCACUGUCUUGAAAGAGAUGAGCUAUCACUAAUGGCUGCCUUUAGAUAUGAGCUUCCUUCCCAGGGUCUUCUGCACAAGCGCCCUUUGAUUGUGAAAGGCGACAGCAUGGACUUCAGCAGAUUUGGUUCAGAAGUUGUCUAUGACUUGAUCUAUGCUAGUGCAGUGUUUCUUCAUAUGCCUGAUAAGCUUGUCUGGGUUGGAUUAGAGAGAUUGACAAAUAAAUUGAAACCUUUUGAUGGGCGAAUCUUCGUGUCCCAUAAUAUUAAGUUCUGUUCGCGAUUGGGAGGAGACGAAUGUACAAAGCAGCUUAAGAGUUUGGGCCUGGAGUACAUUGGAAAGCAUACACAUGAUAGCUUGCUUUUUAAUCACUAUGAAAUCUGGUUUGAGUUUAGGCGGUCCAAGGCUUAG
Molecule: messenger RNA, 1047 nt
Organism: Prunus armeniaca (apricot)
Lineage: Eukaryota; Viridiplantae; Streptophyta; Magnoliopsida; Rosales; Rosaceae
Source: the annotation of a GenBank genome assembly